Molecule: messenger RNA, 1950 nt
Organism: Theobroma umbraticum
Lineage: Eukaryota; Viridiplantae; Streptophyta; Magnoliopsida; Malvales; Malvaceae
Gene: DRS1
Product: DROUGHT SENSITIVE 1
Biological process (GO): regulation of DNA damage checkpoint
Cellular component (GO): nucleus
Molecular function (GO): protein binding; DNA binding
Source: RefSeq, a predicted model, not a curated record
CAAAGGAAAAAACCCUCUGGUUUUCGUCUCUUCGUUUCUCAUUUCUGUUAUCAAAUCUUUGUCUCCCAUGGCGCCUCAGAAUCUAACAGAGUAUGAACGUAAAAGACUCGAAAACAUAAAGAGAAACGAUGAAAUGAUGGCCGCCCUCAAAAUCCACUCCAAAGCUGCCACUCUCUCUGCCACUGCCAAACGCCAAAGGGCUAAAACUUAUAAAGUGAGUCCAGUGAAGAAACCCAAGGCUGAGAUCCCUAUUGUAAUCCGACGAUCGUUGAGAACAAGAGGUAUGCCGCCAGAUUCAAAGGGUUUGGCUGAUGAUUUUUGUGACAAUUUUGAUAAAAACCCAAAAUCUUUUAGCCCGUUAAAGCCGCAUUCGCCUCGUGUUUUGGGUCCUAUCAGUAUGAGUGAUGCUUUUAGUGGAGAUGAAAUGGAGUCUAAUAAAAUGCUGAUUGAGACAAUUUUGAGUAUUUCAAAGAAAACCCAAGUUGGUGUUUCAGUUUUGGAAGAGUUUGAUGAUGUUAAGGAUGUUCAAGAGGAGAUUUUGAGUGAUAUUGAUGAAAAAGGAAAAUCGGGUUCCUGCAAAACUGAGGUUUCGGAAUGCCCAGUGAAGGUGGAGAAAGUUAAAGAAGAGUUUGAAGGUGGAAAAAGCGAGUCGGUUUCUUGUGGUUUGGUUAAGGGUAUGGUUAAAAAUGAGUAUUUUGAUGGUUCAGUUAAUAUUGAGAAGAGUGAUCCCUGGCUGGAAUCAUUGGAUUUGAAACCAGAGAAUGUAGCACGGCUUUUGCCUGGAAGGAUUAUGGUGGUUAAGUUUUUCCCUUGCAGCAGUAUGAGGAUGAUUGCAGCGGGGAACAAGUUUGGGAAUGUUGCAUUUUGGAAUGUGGAUUGCGAGGAUGAAAACGAAGAUGGGAUAUAUCUGUAUCGCCCGCAUACAGGUCCUAUUUCUGGGAUUUUGAUUCCGCAAUAUUCAAUGUCAAAGAUCUUUACCAGCUGCUAUGAUGGUUUUCUUCGAAUGAUGGAUGCUGAGAAGGAAGUAUUUGAUCUUGUGCAUUACUGCGAUGAUAUAUUUUCACUCUCUCAACAGCCUGAUAAUUUUACAAGCUUGUAUUUUGGUGAGGCCCGGGGAGGGCUGAACAUCUGGGAUAUUCGGACAGGGAAGUCCAGCAAAAAUUGGAUGUUGCAUGAAGACAGGAUCAACACCAUAGACUUCAACUCACAGAACCCCAACAUUAUGGCAACCAGUUCCACCGAUGGAACCGCUUGCAUAUGGGAUUUAAGGAGUAUGAGUGCACAUAAAGCCAAAACCUUGAAGACUGUGAGCCAUAGUAGGGCUGUUCAUUCUGCUUAUUUCUCACCCUCUGGAAGCUCUCUCGCAACAACUAGUUUGGAUGACAAGGUUGGUAUAAUAAGUGGACUCAAUUUUGAGGACAUUUCCAUGAUAUACCAUAAUAAUCAUACAGGAAGGUGGCUUUCUUCUUUCAGAGCAAUAUGGGGGUGGGAUGAUUCAUACAUCUUCAUUGGCAACAUGAAAAGAGGUGUUGAUGUCAUCUCUCCAGCUCAAAGAAGAGUAGUUAUGACUUUACAGAGUCCGCACAUGUCUGCAAUUCCCUGCAGAUUUCAUUCGCACCCUUCUGAAGUUGGGAUGCUAGCAGGAGCCACGAGUGGGGGUCAAGUUUAUAUAUGGACGCCAAGAUAGAAAUUCUGAUUUCUGAGGAAUGAGUGCUUACACUUGUUAGCUAGUGUUAACAUGUAUGAUUUUGUAUCUUAUAGGUAAUGACAAUUCUAUAAAGCAGGGAAUCAAUGUACUCUACUUCAGGGUAUGGACUGUAUUCUGUGGAAUUAUUCUGAUUGUUCAGACGUUUGUUCUCAUGUUGCCAUGGGGAAAUGGGGGUGAUAAUUAUUCCGUGCCGAAAUAUUAGGAAAUAGCAGACUAAUUGAACAAUUUUGGAUUCAAUAUCA